Meira miltonrushii is the source of this 612-nucleotide messenger RNA. RefSeq lists its product as uncharacterized. NCBI's taxonomy places the organism in Eukaryota, Fungi, Basidiomycota, Exobasidiomycetes, Exobasidiales, Brachybasidiaceae. Gene Ontology annotation, cellular component: endoplasmic reticulum membrane. Bases 94 to 444 code for a protein of 116 amino acids. The record is from RefSeq and is a predicted model, not a curated record. The transcript has 2 exons. Gene Ontology annotation, biological process: vacuolar proton-transporting V-type ATPase complex assembly.
GAUCUUCUCAUCGACCUUCGACGAUCACCAGCUUCCCGAUAAGGUGCAUUGACAGCUCCUCUCAUAUACCCAUACAGGACAACGAUCAGCACCAUGUCCUCCGCACAGAAUCCUACCUCCAACAAGAAGCCGCCAAGCUCAUUCUUAGAGAGCGUUUUUGAUUCACUAUGGCAACCCGGACUGAAUACGCCAAUGAGAAGGGUGAUGGAUAUGAGCUUUAUGGGAUUAUUUUUUGUUUUGUUUACCCUCAUUUUCUUGACAAACUUUAACAUUCAUGUCAUCGCACUCUUUUGCAUUUCAAUAGGGCUGUUCCUGUCUAUUCAUUGGUUCCUGAAUGAGUUGGAUAAGAUGCCACCUUCUGCCACGCAGAUUCAACAGAUGCCAACAGAAGCAGAUCAGGCGGAGGGAAUAUCGAAUCAAUCGGAGACCAAAAAGGCGCAAUAAUGCGGGAAGGCAAGACUUCAAUAUAGAGAUACGAGCAAUGUCAUGAAGGAUCGAUAUGAUGGGAAACGAGAUAUGAGGAGGAAGAGUCGAAUCAACAUAUUUUGAUGUACAUAAUAGAGUUCUAGUGUAUAUAUUUUAAGCAAUGACGAUAAUGCAACCCUCUUUUAU